This is a messenger RNA of Brassica napus (rape), 2396 nucleotides long. Its product is annotated as glutathione S-transferase T3-like. Bases 571 to 1539 code for a protein of 322 amino acids. The transcript is spliced from 2 exons. The record is from RefSeq and is a predicted model, not a curated record. NCBI's taxonomy places the organism in Eukaryota, Viridiplantae, Streptophyta, Magnoliopsida, Brassicales, Brassicaceae.
AAUGGAACGCGUUGUUUCGUCUCGAUUCUUCAUUUCUCUAUCUCUCUGUUUCUCUCUUCCUUCUCUCCUCUCCAGGCGAUCGAGAAGGCAAUAUAUCUUCUUCGCCGUGGCUGUUCUUCUUCUCGGUGGCUCUCUAGGCGGGUCUUGUUGACGAAGGAAAACGGAAUCCCCUCUAUCGGUUGGUCUCAUCGGCGAAGGAUAAUGGCGAGAUCUCUCUUCUUCGUCGUGGCUCUUCUUCUUCUCGGUGGCUGGAAAGAGGCAUGAUCGAAGCUCAAGCUUGGGCUUUGUCUGACAAACCCCCACGAUUGUUCAUAAGGUAAAACCUUUCUCUUUGGUCUUUUCAAUUGUAUAAAAUCAAUCUCUUUGCUCUGUUGAAUAGGAAAGACCAUAGUUUAUAUUCGUUGCUGGGUUGCGAAUUGUUGUUGAAUUUUAUUUCAAUUGUUGGUAAUAAAUAGAUGUUUAAUAAAGUGGUUAGGCAUAGAUAAUGCUUGUCUUAAAUAGAUUAUAGUUAGAUAGAAAUGAAUGGUCUUGUGUGAAGGAGGUGUUAGAUAAAUGUCAAGUCUGUGUUGAAUGCUUGUGAUCAAUGCGUUUAUCUUCUCUUCAGUCUAUAAAAAUAUGAACUUCUCCUCUUUCUUGAAUUCAUUGCAAACCGUGUUCUUCUCCUUCUCAUCUUUCUUGUUUUCAUUCCUUCUCAUCUUUCUUGCUUUCAUUCCCUUCUCAUCUAUGGAUUCCAAUCCAUCUACUGGAACCUCAAAGUUUGUUGAUCUACUUAAUAGUCAACAAACUGUUUCCUUUGGUAACAAUGAAGAUAGUGUUGAACUAUCUUCAUCGCAAGUUCCUUUCCUAGGCAGUAAACUAAACGAAGCCUCAAGUCAUGCAGCGGCAAAAGAACGACAGAAAUGGACACCACAAGAUGAUAUUGUCCUCAUCAGCUCGUGGUUAAACACGAGCAAAGAUGCUGUGGUUGGCAACGACCAAAAAGCAGGGAGGUUUUGGGCUAGAGUUUCUGCCUACUUUGAGGCAAGUCAUAAUGCACAGAGAGAGCCAAGCCACUGCAAGCAGCGUUGGCACAGGAUCAAUGACCUUGUGUCAAAGUUCUCUGGAGCGUAUGAUGCUGCUACUAGAGAGAAAAGUAGUGGGCAAAAUGAGAAUGAUGUUGUCAAAUUAGCUCAUCAAAUAUUCUACAACAAUCAUCAGAAGAGAUUCACUCUAGAACACGCAUGGAAGGAGCUAAGAAACGACCAGAAGUGGUGUGACCUUACUUCUGCUAAAAACGAUGGGAGUUCAAAGAAGAGGAAGUGUGAGGAUCCUGCAGAUUCAUCAACCCAUGAAGCCACUGAUAGCAAGCGUCCCCUUGGUGUUAAGGCCGCAAAGGCGACUGGUAAGAACAAAGAAGUACAGCAGCAUACUAUGAAUGAGUUUCAGAAUAUGUGGACAAUCAGAGAGAAGGAUAUGGCAGUGAAAGAACGUAUGGCUAAGAUGAGUCUGCUUGAGGGUCUUGUUGGACCCGAAUAUGACCCUCAGGUGAGGUACCGAUAAGCGUGAGCUAGCAUGUGGGUUGCGAUAAGCCCAUCAUAACAAAGGGAGCUGAAAGCCGAGCUGACGACUGGACCUGGGAGACAUCAUAGCAGAGGUCACGACAGAAAGUGAGCUAACACCAUAAGAGACUCGGUCAAGAGGAGCCUAAAGCGAGCUCCGUAAUUGAAGCCAAAUAUCUAGGAGAAUAGUUGAAGGGUUGCCAACGAAACCUAGACUAUAUAAAGAUGGAGAAGAUAAAAGACAAAGGGGAUCUCUUUUCCAUAUAUCAACUUUUGUACUAGAUUAAAAGCAUUACGUAUUCUUUAGCAGUCAUCUCAAGAUACAUUCCUUUGUAUUCAUCAUCUUUCAACUCAUCAAUAAAAUCAUAUUCAUUCUUCAAGUUUAUUUACGGGAUUCAGCCCACGAUUCUCAUUCAUCUCUCUUGACCUAACCUAAAUCUAAGAAGUGAAACCUUGUCUCUCACAAUUGGCGCCGUCUGUGGGGACAAAUAAUCGAAUCCCUUUCUCUAAAGCUUAAAGGAUGAAUCCAUUAGACGGAACGAAUCCAUCUAACCCCGAUCAAUCGAACCAGAGCAAUAGCUCACCGAAUCGCACUGCUCCGGGGGCAAAUAACCCGAGAGCCUCCGGAGGGACCAACUCUGGGUCCUCAGCCCUCAAUAACCCAUCGCAUCAAUCCGCUCCGAACCAAACGGAAGAUCAGCUUUCUGAGAUCCGUCGGAUGAUGCUCCAGUUAGUGGACAAAGCUCAAGAGACCGAGCGAACGGUGCAACAGUUAGCCGAACGGCAGCAACAGUUCGAAGAGAUAACCAGAUCUCAAUCCGCAACGACCCAACCGUCCGUCCACCAGGGAAGAGGAGU